Entamoeba invadens IP1 is the source of this 574-nucleotide messenger RNA. Its product is annotated as protein serine/threonine kinase, putative. The annotation marks the transcript as partial. NCBI's taxonomy places the organism in Eukaryota, Evosea, Mastigamoebida, Endamoebidae. Gene Ontology annotation, biological process: protein phosphorylation. The record is from RefSeq and is a predicted model, not a curated record. The transcript has a single exon. Gene Ontology annotation, molecular function: ATP binding; protein kinase activity.
UGAAUUUGGGUCGUUACAAGACUUGAUAAAUCACAAAAAGUCUGAUGAAAUUGGAUUAAAAUUACGUGUUAAAAUGAUGAUUGAUGGAUCAAAAGGAAUCACUUAUUUACAUGAAAAUGGGAUCUUACACAGAGACAUCAAACCAGAUAAUUUCCUUGUGUUUUCAAUUGAAUUGAAUGACCUUGUGAAUGCAAAAUUGACUGAUUUUGGGUCGAGUAGAAACAUUAAUUUACUGAUGACAAACAUGACUGUCACAAAGGGUAUAGGAACUCCAGUCUACAUGGCACCGGAAAUAUUAAGAAGAGAAAAAUAUAAAAAACCGGCUGAUGUCUAUUCAUUUGCAGUGACGAUGUACCAAACGUUUAAAUGGAAAGAACCAUACCCAAUUAAUGUAUUUGAACAUUCUUGGGAUAUCGCUAAUUUCAUUGUGAGUGGAGAGAGACUGGAACGUCCAAAAGAUAUGCGAGAAGACUUGUACUUGAUUAUUAGUGAAUCGUGGUGUGGUGAUACUAAAUUAAGAAAUGAAAUUAAUGACAUACAACAUAAACUUGAAACGGUUUUUAUUGAUUUGUAA